GUGACUUCAAUUUGCUGUCAAUCUGGUGAGAACUGAUUCGUCAUGCUUUCAGAGUGUUUCAUUGCAUCCACAGUAGCGUCGGGGAAGACCCCGGCGUCUGCCAGUUUGAGGGAUGUCGGAAUUUGCGUGCACGAGUUUCAGCCCACGCUUAACCUGCGCUCCACCUUCAAGAAGAGCUCGACGGCGGCCAAUUGCCUGGCCGUGAGUCCGUCGCAUGUGUUUGCUGCGCAGUCGGAAAAGGCGAUCGUCCACGUAUAUAGCAGGGAGAAGGGCAACCAGGAGGCCACUGUCCCAUUCCCGGAGCGCAUCCGCAGUCUCGCAGUGGCUGGUGGGAAGAACGGGGAUGUCGUUGUUUUGGGCACAGAAGGUGGCCGUCUCAUUCUGUGGGAGACCUGCACUGGCCGACAAAUAGCAACCACAGCAUCCCAUCUGCGGCCAGUAACCUCCCUGGUGGUUGAUCCUACCUCCAACUUCAUUCUUUCCGGCUCAUCAGAUGCGAGCAUCCACGUCUGGUCCCUCCUGGACCUCCUCUCAUUCACCAAACCCCCGUCUGGUCGUGAUCGCCAAGCCCCAAACUCCCCAAUCCGCACCUUCUCGAACCACCGCGCCGCCAUCACCUCCAUCGCCGUCGGCCACAGCGCCGGCAGAUACAACAUUGCCGUUUCCAUUGCGGAAGACAGCACCGCGAUUGCCUGGGACUAUCGCACCGGCCGGCUCUUGCGCACAUUUCUCUUGUCAGCGAAUGCAACAUGUCUGACCCUCGACCCCGUCGACCGCGCGUUCUACGUCGGCUACGCCGACGGCAGCAUCCAAUCGGUCGACUUCUACAAGAGUCAAUCCGUCCAGCAUCCUCUCCACGACCCCUCCCUGCAUUCGACCCCGGUUCAACCCCCCGCAGAAGACCGAUGGGCGCCGCCAUCUCCCGACAGCGGAGCGGCGCACACGCUCACGCUCUCAUAUGACGGAAUGACCCUGCUAUCCGGCCACCAGAACGGCAAGGUGCUAUCAUGGAACGUGGGCCGGAAGAAGUACGCCUCGACGGUGGCCGAUUACACGCACCCCAUCACCAACCUCCUCAUGCUCCCCCCAAACGGUCUCUUCCAUCCCUCACUCGACCUCACGCGCAUGUCCCACACCAUCGUCAAACCCCGGUACGACCACACGUUAUCUGAAGCAUCCCAAUCAGUGGGCACCGUUCCAGCCGACUACACAUUCAGCACGCAUCUCCUCCCGACUGCCUCCAACCCCUCCUCCACCACCAAACCCAAUCCAUUCACCGAAGCCUUUACCCACGCAUACUUCCCGGAAUCCAUGCUGGAAGAGGGUCUCGCAGAACUCGCCGCCUUCGACCAGGGCACCGCCAACGCCAACGGCAGCAGCAGCAGCAGCAUGACGCACGGAAUCACGGACGAGGAAGUCUUUGCCAAGGACGCGCAAAUCGCACAGCUGGAAGGCGCUCUGACGACUCUGAAGAAGAAGGCCUCAAUCAACGAGACCGCGCGCCAGACGACGACCGACGAGGUGACCAAGUUGCGGGCCGACCUGGCCAAUCUGCAAGACUACAUCCACGAGCUCCACGACAAACAGGAGCAGGCGCAGCGCGAGAAGAUCCUCCGGCAGGCCCGCAAGGCGGAGCGCGAGACUCGCCGUCGGGAGGCCUGGUUCGCCGCGGAGAAGAAGGGAAAGAAGGGGGAUGUGGUGCUGAAGAAGCUGGACGCGGAGGACACGGUCAUGACGAGCGAUAGCGACGAUCAGAGCAGCGAUGAGUAGUAGUCGCUGCUCUUCGGAGUAGUCUAUUCCCGCCCUUCUACCCUACCUACCUAUCUACCUACCUACCUACCUACCUACCUACCUACCUACCUCCCUAACCUAACCUUUCUACAUUCUCCUGUCGUGCAUACAUGGAGGGUCUUUCGUCGAC
Messenger RNA from Aspergillus saccharolyticus JOP 1030-1, 1921 nucleotides. Its product is annotated as putative ribosomal assembly complex component Ipi3. NCBI's taxonomy places the organism in Eukaryota, Fungi, Ascomycota, Eurotiomycetes, Eurotiales, Aspergillaceae. Gene Ontology annotation, biological process: DNA-templated DNA replication; rRNA processing. Gene Ontology annotation, cellular component: nuclear pre-replicative complex. The transcript is spliced from 2 exons. The coding region runs from base 43 to 1770 and encodes 575 amino acids. Gene Ontology annotation, molecular function: protein binding. The record is from RefSeq and is a predicted model, not a curated record.